Molecule: messenger RNA, 633 nt
Organism: Chlorella variabilis
Lineage: Eukaryota; Viridiplantae; Chlorophyta; Trebouxiophyceae; Chlorellales; Chlorellaceae
Exons: 6
Coding region: 1-633 (210 amino acids)
Biological process (GO): superoxide metabolic process
Molecular function (GO): superoxide dismutase activity; metal ion binding
Source: RefSeq, a predicted model, not a curated record
AUGCCAUACUCGCUGCCCGACUUGCCAUAUGCAUAUGAUGCGCUGGAGCCAUUCGUGGACACUCAGACGAUGACCCUCCACCACACGAAGCACCACCAGGCGAGCCACAUGGCUUACAUACGUGAACAACGCCAACAGCGCUCUGAGCAAGACCUGAACCGCGCGGUGGGCGCCCACAAGGUCCCGGCAGACAUCGCCACCACCGUGCGCAACAACGGCGGCGGCCACUUCAACCACACCUUCUUCUGGGAGAUCAUGUGCAACCCCAGCAGCACGGGCGGCCCCGCGGGGGAGCUCAAGGAGGCGGUGGAGUCUGCCUACGGGUCGGUGGAGGCGCUCAAGGACAAGUUCAACGCGGCGGCGGCCGCCCGCUUUGGCAGCGGCUGGGCGUGGCUGGUGGUGUCGCCCGAGGGCAAGCUGGAGGUGACGUCCACGCCCAACCAGGACUCGCCCCUCAUGGCAGGCAUCGUGGACACGCCCGGCACGCCCGUGCUGGGGCUGGACGUGUGGGAGCACGCCUACUACCUCAAGUACCAGAACAGGCGCCCCGAGUACAUCGCCGCCUGGUGGAACGUGGUCAACUGGGAGCAGGCCAACCAGAACUACAAGGCCGCCGCCGGCAGCAAGAUGUGA